CGCUUCUUACAGUGAUGUGGACAUUAAGAUUCAUGUAAUAUAUUAGUCUACUAACUUAAACAUGGUUUGUUUUUUCAGACAACUUGAUUUUAAGAAGAACGGUACAAUGUAAGGUUUCAAGUCUGCCUGAUCCAGUUUAAAGCAGAAGGGCUAAAAAGGAUUUAUUCCCUUAAGAAGGAUCGGAAAAGAGCAAAUGUUUUAAGCUAUUGUAUUAUGUAAACAGAGAUCCCACCAAGAAAAUGUAAAUCUGAUAGGUGUCCGGGACAGUUAGGAAACCAUUUGGUGUGCUGUUUCCUACGAGACCAGAGAGCUGGAUGGACUGCAUACAACCAUCUUGAUUCAAAACAUCUAUCGUAAUCCCCAAAACAGUGCACAGACGGCUGACGGCUCACACUACCAUUGCCCUCUUGAACAUUUACCGUAACCCUCAAAACUCUUCCCAGUCUGCUGACGGUUUGCGCUGUGCUGUGAGCGAUGUCGAGAUGCAGGAACACUAUGAUGAGUUUUUUGAGGAGGUUUUCACAGAAAUGGAGGAGAAGUACGGUGAGGUGGAGGAGAUGAAUGUCUGUGAUAACCUUGGAGAUCACCUCGUUGGAAACGUGUAUGUGAAGUUUCGCCGUGAAGAAGAUGCGGAGAAAGCUGUGAUUGAUUUGAACAACCGCUGGUUCAACGGGCAGCCCAUCCACGCUGAGCUUUCCCCCGUGACCGACUUCCGGGAAGCCUGUUGCCGCCAAUAUGAAAUGGGAGAGUGUACACGAGGCGGCUUCUGCAACUUGAUGCAUCUGAAGCCCAUUUCCAGAGAGCUGCGGCGGGAGCUGUAUGGGCGCCGGCGCAAGAAGCAUCGAUCGAGGUCCCGGUCCCGGGAGCGUCGCUCUCGGUCUAGAGACCGUGGUCGUGGCGGUGGCGGAGGUGGUGGCGGAGGCGGUGGGGGACGGGAGCGUGACAGGAGGCGGUCAAGAGAUCGUGAGAGAUCUGGGCGAUUCUGAGCCAGGCCAUUUUUAUCGUAUGUCUGCUAGAAAGUGUUGUAGUUGAUUGACCAAACCAGUUCAUAAUGGGAAUUUUUUUAAAAAACAAUUUAAAAAAACAAAGAUGGGUUUCUGAAUAAAAUUUGUAGUGAUAACAGUA
Messenger RNA from Myotis brandtii (Brandt's bat), 1125 nucleotides. RefSeq names its product U2 small nuclear RNA auxiliary factor 1 (gene U2AF1). Gene Ontology annotation, cellular component: U2AF complex; spliceosomal complex. Gene Ontology annotation, biological process: mRNA splicing, via spliceosome. Lineage: Eukaryota; Metazoa; Chordata; Mammalia; Chiroptera; Vespertilionidae. The transcript is spliced from 8 exons. The record is from RefSeq and is a predicted model, not a curated record. The coding region runs from base 483 to 986 and encodes 167 amino acids. Gene Ontology annotation, molecular function: pre-mRNA 3'-splice site binding; metal ion binding.